CGGACGGUUCUUCAGCGCAUUUCAAUUAGAAGAGAAAUUCAUGGGUGCUGACUUGGUCAUCUUCUUUUGGAAAAGUACUUAUAGGAAGGAAGUCCACUGCAUGGCGAUAUCGGGAUAUCAACCCAAGGAGCUUGUACUUGAUUCUCAUCAAAUCCACCCAAGAUUCUCUCAGUUGCUCCAUUGCCUCGUUACGCCAACGCAAAGAUGGCUCUUACUCCCGAAAACGAUAUUUCAGCCGAUUUACCGUUCGAGAAACGCAUACUUCAUGUUCUCGGAAGCGACAUGGCCUACGUAGACACCGGCUCCUCGCCCGGGUCGGCGACCAUCUUCCUUCACGGCAAUCCAACAUCGUCCUAUCUUUGGCGCAACAUCAUUCCGCACGUCUAUGGGAAAAACCGCUACAUCGCACCGGAUCUAAUCGGUUUCGGAGACUCCGGCAAGGUCCCCGGGCUCGAGUACCGCGUCGCCGACCACCAGAAAUGCCUCGACGCCUUCCUGGAUGCGGUGUUGCCAACAGAGAAGACCACACUCGUCCUACAUGAUUGGGGUUCCGCUAUCGGCUUCGACUGGGCCCGGCGUCACGAGAAUCGUGUUGCUGGACUGACCCUGAUGGAGUUCAUGCACCCUUCCUCCAGCUGGGAAACGGCGCCCAAAGCCAUGGCCGACAACUUCAAGCCAUUCCGAGAACCCAAGAUUGGACGCGAAUUGAUUAUCGACCAAAACGUUUUCAUUGAGAGGAUCCUGCCGGGGAGUUUCGUUCGUCCGCUUUCUGAACAAGAGAUGACGGAGUACCGUCGUCCGUUCCUUGACCCAGCUUCCCGCGAGCCACUUUGGCGGUUUCCUAACGAGAUUCCCAUCGGAGGGCAGCCUGAUGACGUAGCAGAGAUGGCGGAGAAGUACAUGGCUUGGCUUUUUCAGGCAGAGCUGCCCAAAUUAUUUUUCUGGGUCACUCCUGGCGGCACGAUUGGUGAAGAAAAGGCAGUGGAGUUGAUGAAGAAGUUGCGAAACACUCGGAGCGUCUACCUGGGCCCUGGAGUUCACUUUGUGCAAGAGGAUCAUCCUCGUGCCAUCAGCCGUGAGAUAUCUCACUGGCUCCCAUUGUUCUCAAGAGAGUGGCUAGCAGCGGUAUACAUGUUUAGGAGUUGGUUGAAUGAGGAUUGGUUUUGAAAAGAUGUGCUAUCUAGGAGCUCUGACAACGGCGUCUUGUUUCUUUCACGGUGAACGGAACGCAGACUUUUUUAAUACGAAUUUAUCGAUGAGACUAUCUUCAUUUCUAUCAUUCUUGGUAGACGAUCCUGUCGGUUCUCCUAAACUGAAACCCUAGUAUGCCUCGAGGUCACACAACGAAAUCACCGAGGCCUCGAGAGCAAUCCUCAAGAUUGUCCAAGGAACCGUAGUCGCAAAGCAACC
Colletotrichum phormii is the source of this 1410-nucleotide messenger RNA. RefSeq names its product Alpha/Beta hydrolase protein. The coding region runs from base 205 to 1167 and encodes 320 amino acids. Lineage: Eukaryota; Fungi; Ascomycota; Sordariomycetes; Glomerellales; Glomerellaceae. Gene Ontology annotation, molecular function: haloalkane dehalogenase activity. The record is from RefSeq and is a predicted model, not a curated record. The transcript has a single exon.